GUGAGCUGCCCGAAAACCUCCGAACGAGAACAAAAUGUCUGAGCGCGCUGAGAGAGGAGUCGGUACCGGAGACGGUACCGGAGGAGUCGGUACCGGAGGAGUCGGUACCGGAGGAGACCCGCUGGAUCUCAGAGACCCGGACCGCUACCGGAGCGGACCGGAGGAGGAAGAGGACCCGGAGCGGCGGAGCACCGAGAGCACGAGCACACACAGAGCGGGCUCGUGCUCUGACAGUACGGGAGUUCAGAAGCGGAGAGGAAGAGAUGGACUCAAACGUUUCUACUGUGAGGACUGCGGCAAAUCCUUCACAAAAUCAUCAUCUUUAAAGAUUCAUCAGAGAGUUCACACUGGAGAGAAACCAUUCAGCUGUGACCACUGCGAGAAAGCAUUCAACUCUUUGAGUAACUUAAAAAUCCACCGACGUGUUCACACUGGAGAGAAACUGUACAGCUGUGAGCAGUGCGAGAAAGCGUUCAACUCUUUAAACAAUCUUAAAACCCACCGACGUGUUCACACCGGAGAGAAACCGUACAACUGCGACCAAUGCACCGCAGCUUUCACACAGUUGAGUACCUUAAAAGCUCACCAGCGCAGACACACUGGAGAGAAACCCUACUGGUGUGACCAAUGUGGGAAAAGUUUUACUCAAUUGACUCAGUUAAAAAACCACCAACACAUUCACACUGGAGAGAAACCGCACAGCUGUGACCAGUGCGAGAAAGCUUACACUACAGCGUAUGAACUUAAACGGCACCACCUUGUACACACUGGAGAGAAACCAUAUGGCUGUGACCAGUGUGAGAAAGCUUUCACCGCGUCAAGUGACCUAAAGAAGCACCUACGAGUUCACACCGGAGAGAAACCGUACAGCUGUGACCAGUGUGAGAAAGCCUUCACAACUUCGAGUCAUCUAAAAGUCCACCAGCGCAGUCACACUGGAGAGAAACCGUAUUGGUGUGCCCGCUGUGGCAAAACUUUCACUACAAUAGAUAACCUGAAAAUACACCAACAUGUUCACACCGGAGAGAAACCGUUCCGGUGUGAGCAGUGUGGGAAAAGUUUUACUCAGAGUAGUUCUCUUAAAGUUCACCAACGCGUUCACACUGCACCAGUUUGAUUCCAGAGCAAAGCUGUUAACUCCGGCCUCCCGUCCACACUCUGAUGUUUUUCUAAAAACUGUAGAAAUAGACAACAAUAACUGACUAUCUUCUGCCCUCCCAUGUUACAAAAUGCUCCCUUCGUCACACACUAUGUAACCAUGAUGCCACCCCUUUGCUGGAAGGAGUGGGUCACAAUCAGGCUGAGCUAAAGUUGCACAUUUGGGUUCUGUAAAGGUUCUGUUUUUAAGUUUCAAUCAUGGAAACAAGCAUACGGGCACAAGCUUAAUUUGCUCUCCCAGUUAUCCAUAAAUGGAUGUAGAAUCGCCCUCAAACAUCCAUUUGAUGCUCCACUAUAAAUCCUGCUCACUGUGUAUAGACAUAUUAUAUAUAUUCAUCUAUCUAAUCGAUAUCAAGUCCAUUUUUUGCAGUAUUUGUAUCGUUUAUAACGUGACUUGUAUAUGUUGUUAACAGCUGGUAUUUAGACUCACUGUGAUCAGAUCACUUAACUUGGGACUCAGUUGACCACAGAUCUUCUGUAGUGUAAACUCUAAUGAGUCCUGGUCCACACUGAAGGCCUGACUGGAUCAUAUUUGAGCUGUUUUACCUGCAGAGAUCAGCAGCAGAUGUUUCUACUGAUGGACUAGUAACCUCAACAUUACUAGAGUCCAUUACUUUAAUUACUUUAAAAUGUGGAAACAAUCCACAUUAAGUUAUUUUUUUACUUAUUUCCAAUGUGUUGGUCAGACGGCGGUCCAACGUCCUCUCUUGCGUCCACUGUGAGACACUGUUACUGUCUCUGACAUUAAUGUCUGUCUGCAUCAUCUGAGAGCUCAAACAUCACAUUUACACUCAGUCACAGGAAGGAAGAGCUCACUUAUAAAAUCCCACAAUGCACCACAGAGCGUCUCUCCUGCAGGCUGCUGAUAGCGGAGUAGGAGAGGACAGUGAUAAUGGACACUGACUGACAGCAGGUUACUGUCCUAUAGUCUUUAUUUAGAGCAGGAAGUGAGGUCACUGCAGACUCAUAGUGAUAGCAGCUGUAAACUGACUGUUGGUCAUUGGUGCUUUUUAUAUAUUAUCAAUAUAUUAUCAAUCAAAUCAGUUCAUAUGUAUAAAUAAAUACAUUUGUAUCGAUACUUUCAUACAAAAAGUGGCAGAAACAUAAAUACUUGUACUACUAAAAACGACUUUCUGCCGCCUGACCGAAUCAGUUCAAUUCAGCUUUAUUUGUAUAGCACCAAUUCAUAACAGAAGUUAUCUCAGGACACUUUUCAAAUAGAGCAGGUCUAGACCGAACUCCUUAUAGCAUACAAAACAAAAAGACAAAUAAGUCUGAUUGACAAGAACUGUGACACGGUUUACAAAAAAAACGUUGUAAACUUUUCAAGUAAAAAGGCGAGGACUGGCGGUCGACCUCAAGAUGUUAGUGUCAGUGUUUACAGCUUGAGCACUUGGUGUGGAAGUUAAUAUGCACACAGGCUGUUCUCAGUGGACUUAACUCUUUUCAGUUAGUAUGUCAGUCAAUCAGCUGAUAUUGAUCUAUCAUAUAGAUAUAUAAUAUUAUUCAUAACACGUUCUCAACCUUUUAAGUCACAACCUCCAGAAUAAUCAGGAUGGUGUUUGUGAAUUCUCGUCUGCUCGAAACUGUUCAGGGAUCAUUUACAUUAAUAAAAUCUUUUUGCAAAAUUGCAAAAGUCUCAAAACCUACUUGUUCGAGCUCCAACGAGGCGGUGACUCUGACCUUUGCAGGUUUUUUGCAAGUUAUAAAUAAACAACUUCCUGUAGCGUUCACAGGAAACAGGUUCUUACUAAAUUCUAAAUGGAGAUUAUUAAAAAGGCGCAGUUCAAUGCCGUCUUGUUGCAUAAUGACAAAAAAUGUGUUUGCCAUGAAUUCAGUGACGGAUUGCAAACUCAUUGCAUUAUUGAAGUGUUUUUUUUAAUAAAUCUGACACUGAUGGUUCUGUGCUGUAUUUUAUUUUUGUUGGCUUUUUCUUUUUCUACCAAAAUGUCAGAAGAUUCUUUAAUAUUAACUUAAAUAUUUCAGUUGGUACAUUAAUGCCAAAGUUUGAGAACCAGUGGAGUUCUUCUCCCCAUCGGACCCCCAGGUUGAAAGCCGCUGCCAUCAGCAUUAUUAAUAGUGUCAGUGUGAGUGAUGGAUAUCUUUUUAUUUUACAGCCCAACAUGAGCGAUAUGUUCACUGCAGUUAUAUCACAUGAUGCUGUCAGACGUUAUAACACAGUUGUUCCUCACUCAGCUCAUCAUUCAGUCCUUUAACUGAAAUAUCAGUUUUAUAUUGAUCCUUACUGUGUUUAUUAAACAUAAAUCACUAGUUGAUAUUUUACUGUCUCUUAUAUUCUACUAUAAUUUGAAUUGUUAUACAUUUUCGUUGUUUUUCAUAUUCUUGUAACAUAAAAGUAAUUUUACUUUUUAUUUAUCUUUGUUUAUAUCUGAUAUUUCUGUGUAAGAACAUUUAGAUCAAUGAGAAUUAACUCCUUUAAUGUGUUCACACACUCGACCAAUAAAACUGAUCAUCUGCCAA
This is a messenger RNA of Dicentrarchus labrax (European seabass), 3639 nucleotides long. Its product is annotated as zinc finger protein 239-like. Gene Ontology annotation, cellular component: nucleus. Gene Ontology annotation, molecular function: RNA polymerase II cis-regulatory region sequence-specific DNA binding; DNA-binding transcription factor activity, RNA polymerase II-specific. Lineage: Eukaryota; Metazoa; Chordata; Actinopteri; Moronidae. Gene Ontology annotation, biological process: central nervous system development; regulation of transcription by RNA polymerase II. Bases 35 to 1117 code for a protein of 360 amino acids. The record is from RefSeq and is a predicted model, not a curated record. The transcript has 2 exons.